GACGGCAUAACCCGUGAAUGCCCUAUAGGUCAAGCUUAACUUUAACACGCCUAAAGUUACGCACAUUCAGCACUGAUCCAACACGUAGUGGAUAUACGAUGGAAGGCGACGAGGAAGAAGGGACGUUUAAGGGAUCCGCCAGUAGGCCUCUGAUAUACGCUAUCCUCGCCGGGUCGAUGCUGAUAGCUCUCGGUCUAGCAUUUGGUCUUGGCUACGGUCUAGGUCCACGUCAGAGGGCGGUUGCAUCAGCAGAGAUGACGACAGCGGCUCCGCCAUCGGUACAAGAAGGGAAAUCUAAAACAGGAAGUUUCAGAUUUGCCUCUGUCGCCUCUGAUACUAUGCGCUGCUCCGAAGUUGGAACGAACGUGUUGGCCAGAGGUGGAUCCGCAGUGGACGCAGCUAUAGCCACUGCAGUAUGUUCCUGUGUUUUAAAUGCACAAAGUUGCGGACUAGGAGGAGGAUUCUUUAUGACGGUUUACAACAGAACAUCGGGUAUGUCACACGUUUUGGAUGCUCGAGAAAGGGCGCCCUUGGCCGCCAACAGCACCAUGUACGUUGAACGAGAGAAGGGUGCAUCCCUCAACGGUGGCCUUGCUAUUGCUGUGCCGGGGGAACUAAUGGGGUAUUGGGAGGCCCACCAGAGAUUUGGUAAACUACCGUGGAAAUAUCUCUUUGAGCCAACAAUCAAGAUGUGCAGAGAAGGAGUGAAGUUAACCAAGGCAACGGCUUAUGGAAUAUCCAGAUCCGUCGACCUACUUCGAAACGGUUCAUUCACAAUGUACUUCAACCAUACGACUGGUGCCAUGGUGAAGGCUGGAGACACGGUCAAGUAUCCAAAACUCGCAGACACCCUGGAGACUGUCGCUACUGAAGGGGCCUCGGCCUUCUAUAACGGCAGCCUGACUGAUGCCAUAGUGACUGAGAUAAAGGAAAAUGGUGGCAUCGUAUCAAAAGAAGACCUGAUUGGGUAUACGGCCUCAUGGCGAACACCAGUUACCUUCACCCUGAGAGAUGGCAACACAGUGCACUCAAUGCCCGCAACAGGAAGUGGAGCUGUGUAUGCAUACAUCCUCAAUGUCCUAGACGGGUACAACUUCACGAGUGAAAGUGUCUCGAAUGAUGACAACAGCAUACUGACAUACCACAGAAUAGUGGAGGCUUUCAAGUUCGCAUAUGCCAAAAGAUCAGAACUUGGUGAUGAAGAUUUUGAAGACGUGGCAGAUUUGAUGAAAAACAUGACAUCUCGGGAAUUUGGAGAUUCUACCCGGGCCAAGAUUGAUGACGCAGCAACUCACGACGCCAAGUACUAUGGUGCUACCUUCUCCAGUGCGCUAGACCAAGGAACCACGCACCUCUCUGUUGUAGAUGCGGAGGGAAACGCCGUUGCGAUAACAUCAACCAUAAAUUACUUUUUUGGAUCGAAAGUUCUUGGUAAGACAACAGGAAUAAUUUAUAACAAUGAAAUGGACGACUUCUCGACACCCGGUACUGUCAACGUGUACGGUGUGCCAGCAUCACCCGCCAAUUAUAUCAAACCCAGAAAGCGCCCUCUGUCGUCAAUGUGUCCUACUGUUGUGGUAGAUAACUCCGGUGACGUCAUCUUGGUUUUGGGAGGAGCUGGUGGCCCAAAGAUUACAACAGCUGCAGCAUUGGUAACACUACAUACCCUCAAGUUUGGGCAGGGUGCCGGAGAAGCCCUGGACCACAAACGUCUUCAUCACCAGCUUUUGCCGUCCACAUUAUCAGUUGAAGAUGGCUUUCCAAAGGCAGUGCUGAAUGGUCUCAUUGCUAAAGGCCACAACGUCACAGGCUACGGACUCACAUCAGUUGUCAAUAUAGUCAGGGUCAAGGACAACAUGAGGCACAGUGCUUGUGAUCUACGAAAGGGUGGCCAGCCAGACGGAUAUUAGUGAAUGAAACCACAUUAAUUGGGAAUCGGUUAUGUGAUGAAAUAAUCAAUGCCAUCUUACUGAGUAUAACGUGUUCAAUUUGACAUGCCCAUUACAUAAACGUUUCUCUUUGCCUUUGUGACCUUGAAUGUAUGUAAUGGUUUUGUAAGUAUA
Molecule: messenger RNA, 2063 nt
Organism: Haliotis rufescens (red abalone)
Lineage: Eukaryota; Metazoa; Mollusca; Gastropoda; Lepetellida; Haliotidae
Product: glutathione hydrolase 1 proenzyme-like
Exons: 12
Coding region: 18-1910 (630 amino acids)
Biological process (GO): glutathione catabolic process
Cellular component (GO): plasma membrane
Molecular function (GO): glutathione gamma-glutamate hydrolase
Source: RefSeq, a predicted model, not a curated record